AUGGACUACAAUUCGCUCACCGUCGCCAAGCUCAAGGAUGAAUUGAAGGAACGCGACAUCCCCAGCACUGGCCUCAAGCUCAAANAGGAUUAUAUCGAUCGCCUGGAGCAGCACGACAAGGACCAAGCGAUCCAACAAGAAACUGCUCCGCACACUGGUCCAGAUGUUUCACUCGAUACUCCAACAGAAGAUCCCUCCACAAUAAACCCUUCCACUGCCGCAGACCUACCACCAGUCGCUGAAGACAAGCCGGAAUCCAUUCAGGAUCAAGACCCUACAGAGCCCACCAAGGAAACAGUCGCAGACACUGCUCCAUCACCCAAACCAGAAGUCAUGGAUCAACUACCUACCGGUACUACUCCCGAGCCUGUCAAGACGGAAGAGCCUGCCUCGGCCAAUGGAAACAAGAGGAAGAGACGCAGUCACAGUCCGCUUAUAUCUGAAGAGGUUGUCCACAAGAAACUAAAGCAAGAGGCUGAUGGUCCAGCCGUUCACUUACCAACCGACCAAGAUCCCUCAAAGAACGAUGUGUCGAUGCCUGAUGUCCCUCUGGAACAGCCCCAUCUUACCCUUCAGCCAAUGUCCACUAGCGACGACUUGACCCAACCAUUCGCCAACGAUUCCGACAAGCCAAGGUCGACUCGAAGCCCUAAUGAACGUCGUUUCAAGAAUCUCAUCAAUCCUGCCGAGUCUGAUCCCCUCCAACUCACACCCGAAUCAACUGACGUUGCGGUAUCUCCUGCAAUUCAUCCCGCUACUCGCGCUCUAUACAUCCGCGAUCUUGUUCGUCCCAUCAACCCCACCGGCUUGAGAGACCACCUUGAAGACAUUGCAAGACCUCCAGACCAUUCUGAUUCAUCCGCUUCACUGGUUGAGGAAUGCCAUGUCGACACUCUUCGCACACAUGCCUUCGUCCUGUUCACAUCCAUAUCUGCUGCUUCUAGGGCGAGGGCUGGCGUUCAUGCUCGCAUUUGGCCGCCAGAACCCAUGCGCAAGCAGCUGUGGGCAGACUUCUUUCCCGAAGAGCGUUUCCAAGAAUAUCUUGAGGUCGAGCGCGCAAGUGGAGGCUCGAGACCUAGUCAGGCGAAACGUUGGGAGCUUGCUUACAAUUCUCAUGACGAUGGUGUUGACGUACAGCUUGUCGAAGCAGGUCCUGCUAUUCACCGUGCUUCAACGCAUGCUGGCGCAUCGAAUGCUCCUCCUACUGGGCCAAGGGGCAGCAUGUCAGACGGGAGACGUCCGUCCUUCGCUCAAGGCGACCAGAGGCGCCCAUCUCAGCCUGUCCUUGCUCNNCCCCCUCCACGACGCAGCUCAAGAGUAGUCGAAGAAGCAAGUGCCCCUUUCCUGGAAUUGGACAAGCUCUUUAACUUUACUUCGACCAAGCCAAAGCUAUACUGGCAGCCUGUAAGUAGCGAUCUUGCCGAUGACAGGCUUGACGAGCUGGAUCGUGAGACCAGCAGAGACUGGGAUCCGAUUGCCGAUGCAAAGAGAAACGGUGACUCCCUGGGUCGCGGUCUCGAUCAGCUCAAGCGGUAUACCUUCGAAGAUGGCGACGUUCUCGUCGAUGGCGGUCCAGAGUUCGGCGGUGGUCGUGCAUUCGCGCGAGCCGGCAACCGUGGGCGUGGUCGAAGGAAUGGAGAUAGUUAUCGCGGACACUAG
This is a messenger RNA of Aureobasidium musti, 1659 nucleotides long. Lineage: Eukaryota; Fungi; Ascomycota; Dothideomycetes; Dothideales; Saccotheciaceae. The record is from the annotation of a GenBank genome assembly.